UUUUGUGACAGAGUGACACUUUACUUGUCAUUAUGACAUUAUAUUUUGUAUUUUCCAAGGAGAAUUCGGUGACUUCCACGUCUCAUCAUCGAUAAACAAAAAGAAAUGUAAAUUAUUUACUUCUAAGACAGCAAGCAAUGGGGCUUUUAUAUUUUUUAAGUUAUUUUUCUCUUGCUUUACAAAUAUGUUUUGUAACAAUGGCAAUAGCUGCAGGGCUGUAUUAUUUAGCUGAAUUAGUGGAAGAGUAUUCAGUAUUUGCUAAAAAGUUUAUAUCGAGUAUGAUUGGCGCAACCUUUCUCCUAUAUAUUGCGUUUAUAUUUUUUGAAAAUCUGUCGUGGAAUAUGGUCUUUUGUGGGUUUGGUGCCCAGUUUUUUCAUUUCUGCAUAAUGAAGAAUUUCCCAAACAUUAGAUUUUUGUCUUUUUCAUUUUUUGGCGCUGUAAUAUUUUUGAUACUGAACCAUCUUCUUGCCUUUCAAUAUUUUACAACAAAUUUGUAUCCUUUUUCAGAGGUUUUGGGCUACUUUAUAAUUUGUUUAUGGUUGGUACCAUUCGCCUUAUUUAUUUCUCUCAGUGCUAAUGACAAUGUUUUACCAACUCUGAAUGAUCAUAUUUUGCAUAACGGUAAUCCCGAUGUGGUUUCAAAUUAUUUUUCUCGAAGGCAAAAAAAGCAGGGCUUAUUAUCUUUAUUUUUGUCUGCCAAAGAAGUUUUAGCAGGAGGUCAAAAGAACAAGGUUUCCCAAAACUCAACGUCGCCGUCGCACAUAGGGGUAUUUGCAAGUUUUACGCGGACAAAAUUAUUUUUCCGGUUUAUUUUCAUCGACAAGGCAAAAGCUUGUAUUUAGUAUUUAAUUAAAUAUUUUAACUGUUGAUUUCAAGGAAAAAAUUUUUAUUCCAAAACCAAUUUUUUA
Messenger RNA from Episyrphus balteatus (marmalade hoverfly), 908 nucleotides. Its product is annotated as protein TEX261. Gene Ontology annotation, cellular component: Golgi membrane; COPII-coated ER to Golgi transport vesicle; endoplasmic reticulum membrane. NCBI's taxonomy places the organism in Eukaryota, Metazoa, Arthropoda, Insecta, Diptera, Syrphidae. Bases 138 to 842 code for a protein of 234 amino acids. Gene Ontology annotation, molecular function: COPII receptor activity. The record is from RefSeq and is a predicted model, not a curated record. Gene Ontology annotation, biological process: endoplasmic reticulum to Golgi vesicle-mediated transport. The transcript has 5 exons.